UACUAUAAUAACUUUGAAUAUAUUCUGGUGACAUUAAUGUUCUAUCCUCCACGCGGUUCUUAAAAGCCGACUUUCUUUUCCUUUACAUCUCGCUCUAUAUAUUUUACAUACACACGCAUUUGUAAAGAUAUUCAAAGAUCAAAAACAUUCUUGAUCCAUACAAAGAAAACAUCUUCACACACACAUAAAGCUCUUGCCUUAGAUCAAAUACGUUACAACUAAUCGUUCAAAGAUGAGCCAGUACAAUCACAACCAAUCUUCAGGAGUUAACCCUCCACCACCUAUGUCAACCGGUCCAUCGCCACCACCACCGAUUGGUUACCCGACGGUCGACCCUAGUCAUGGUUCGGCAGCUCCUGUUAAAGUCGAGACCAGUUCUAAGGGUGACGGAUUCUUUAAAGGCUGUCUUGCGGCCAUGUGUUGCUGUUGCGCCCUGGACAUCUGCUUCUAAGGAGAUUAGCGAUAUUAUAACAUUGGAGUGGUUUUAUUUACGACGAGUUGUGUGAAUGUGAUGUGAAUUGUUCUCUCUCGCCUAUUGUUUUUGUAAAAAAUAAAUAUUCUAUUAUUGGUUAUUAAUUUCUUGUUAGAGAUGGGUUUUGUAUUCGAACAUAUUGUUAAAAUUUCUCUUGUCUUUAUAAAAUUUCUGGUACUUUUAUUUAA
This is a messenger RNA of Brassica napus (rape), 660 nucleotides long. Its product is annotated as protein CYSTEINE-RICH TRANSMEMBRANE MODULE 3-like. The transcript is spliced from 3 exons. The coding region runs from base 233 to 451 and encodes 72 amino acids. Gene Ontology annotation, cellular component: plasma membrane. The record is from RefSeq and is a predicted model, not a curated record. Lineage: Eukaryota; Viridiplantae; Streptophyta; Magnoliopsida; Brassicales; Brassicaceae.